ACCACCCCCUCAAUCUUUUUUCUUGUUCUUCUGAGAUUCUCCUGACUCAUCAGAAUUACCUCUAGUCCCUUAGGCAAAAAUGGAUCCCAUCAAGAUCUUGAAGUUCAAAGCAAUGCACAAGCACAACAAGAGGCAUCACCAGCCUUUCAACAAUCUCUUCCUUUAUACUUUGACAGCAUUAACUUGCAGUCUGUUUUGUUUUAGCCCUUUAUGGCUUCCCUCUUUAACUUCUUCCAUGAAGGCCUUUGUCUUUGUUUCUGUCCCAAAAAUCAGUUCACUGUUUUUGAGCUCCAAGUUUGUGUUCAUACUAGCCAAUCUCAUUGUUGUUGCCCUCGUUGGAGAAUCCAAAAUCUUUUCCACAGUCUCUUCUGCAUCUAAUAUUGUUGACCAAUAUGAAAGCAUGAAAAGGUGCCAAACCCUUCAGAGCUCUUCCACCCACCACCAAAAGGAACCUAAGAAUCUGAGUACUUUUGUGGAAGAAAAGGUGCUGCUGAAGAGGACUUGUGGAGAUGAAGAAGCUAUAGAAGGGAAAGGAUGGGAUGAAGAAAGUGAGGAAGUAGUGGUGAAGGUGAAAGAGGAUAUAGAUGAAGAUGAAGAUGAUGAUGAUGAUGAUCAGAAAUUGAACCAAAGAGCUGAUGAUUUUAUUGCAAGGGUCACUGAAAGAAGGCUGUUUGAAUUGGAGCUAGAUAACUGCUUUUGUAACAGUGAAAAAUGAACUCAGAAUAGUUAUAGGUUUAGUAGCAAUUAAAGCUGAAGAAGUACUCUUUUUUCUUAUGUUUUUCCAACCAGUAUGGUCGGUUCGGUUAGUAACAAGAUAGUGAUAUGUUUGCAUGUAAAUUUAUGACUCCUUGUUCAAGUAUAUAUUCAA
This is a messenger RNA of Prunus dulcis (almond), 868 nucleotides long. RefSeq lists its product as uncharacterized. The transcript has a single exon. NCBI's taxonomy places the organism in Eukaryota, Viridiplantae, Streptophyta, Magnoliopsida, Rosales, Rosaceae. Bases 80 to 715 code for a protein of 211 amino acids. The record is from RefSeq and is a predicted model, not a curated record.